Molecule: messenger RNA, 868 nt
Organism: Stereum hirsutum FP-91666 SS1
Lineage: Eukaryota; Fungi; Basidiomycota; Agaricomycetes; Russulales; Stereaceae
Exons: 3
Coding region: 49-645 (198 amino acids)
Source: RefSeq, a predicted model, not a curated record
UCCCUUCUUUAACACUUCGCGACUCGUCUCUCAACCACACUUCUCACGAUGUUCACUGUCCUCGCACCUGUCUUCCUCGCCGCCUCCGUGUUGGCUUCACCCGCACUCAUAACGCGCCAGACGCCUGCUGGCUGUCAGAGCUUCCCCACCGACGGUGCUUGGAAUGUAGACAACUUCACCCUCUCUGCCUUGCUCGAGGACGACACCCAGAAGCCUCUUGCUCUCAGCGGCAAUGAUACCACUUUCACGCUUGCCACGACCGAGAGCAUCUCAAGCCCCCAGGGUACCAACUUCACCAUGGUCUCAUCCGCCGUGACCGCUCCUGUUAUGAGCAACAACGACGUCGCGAAAGCCGCAAACACAGUCACGGACGGCGGAUUCUUGACGUUCGCUACGUCACAGGACGACUCGGCGUCUGCUGUUGAUUCAUACUGCGAACUCUAUAACACCGACCCCAAUGGAAGCAUCUACCCCUAUCCCCUCCUCGCUGUCAACGGUUACGCAGACGGUUUCUCCCUCUGCGAUUCUACCAACGACAGCCAGGUCAACGUCGUCUUCAACGCGUCUCAGGAUGCCUCCAGCACCGGUUACGACUACAGCACGUGUGUUCCGGUCCACCUCCUCAUGGUCCAGGACGAACAGUAGAUCGCGGGAUUACGCCAUGAUUUUCAGUUUUGCUUUCGAUUGGCUCGCUUGCUUCAUACGGUCGCGUUCCAGACAUUUUCUGCAGAACUUUCGAACUUUCAAACCUUAGGACCCAUUGCUUUCAGUGUCCGUCCGUCAUACCAUCUUCCACUCUUUUGCGAUCUGUCGUACGAUACUACUUCUCUUUAUUCAUUCUGGACUUCCGUGUUGUUGAAUGUACCAA